Gloeophyllum trabeum ATCC 11539 is the source of this 1332-nucleotide messenger RNA. RefSeq lists its product as uncharacterized. The transcript has 6 exons. Bases 112 to 1332 code for a protein of 406 amino acids. The record is from RefSeq and is a predicted model, not a curated record. NCBI's taxonomy places the organism in Eukaryota, Fungi, Basidiomycota, Agaricomycetes, Gloeophyllales, Gloeophyllaceae.
GAAGGUUCUCCAGUCCAGUGUGCCGCUCUUUCGAACGCUUCAAUGGCACGGACUCUCUGGACUAACCCCUUUAGCAGCGCAAGUAAACGACCUGCCAAUACAGCUUCUUGAAUGUUGACGGUGAUACCAUCUCCAAAAUCAGUCAUCUUCCAAGAUCAUCAUGUUUCCCGACAUAUUCCAUGUCUCGUCUCCUUUGCAGCUCCCACCAGCCCUCUCUCUAGACUAACCUUUGUCGCUCGUUGCACCCCGCGCCCGCGUCCGCGUCUAUGGACCCUGCCCGCAAUGAACUACACCAUUGACGACACCCACCCCGAGAUUCUCUACUCUCCCGGCGGCUGGGCCGUGCAGUCGCCCACCGACCCCGACCUGCAGUCCUUUCUUUACUCCACGUACCACGCCGCCAACGCCGAUGGCGCCUCGUUCAAUGUCACCUUCGGGGGAUCUGCCAUCUACAUAUUCGGUUCGAAAGGGCCCCUGCACGCAAACUACGACGUCAUCUACGACGGCACCCUGCUCGAGGGGCUCUCGGCGUACGCGCAGGACACGUCCUUCCAGCAGCCGCUCUUCCAGCAUGUCUUCGAUGUCGACGACGGAAGCAUUGAGGGGCAGUCGCACUUUGUCUCCCUCACGGUGCGGUUCAGCGGCGCGAACAACUGGCUCGAUCUCGAUUAUAUCGUGUUCACCACGCCUUCGUCUUCCUCUGCCUCGCCUGCGACGUCCGCUCCCGCGAUGAGCUCCCAGCCGUGGACCAGCAGCGCUCCCGCCGUCACCACCCUCAACUACACCAUCCUCGGCCUCCCCACAGCCUCCCCGACCCCCGCCCCCGCCCCCGCCGCGCUCCCCACCUCCUCGAUCCUCGCCGUGCUCUUCGGCGCGAUCACCGGCCUCGCACUGCUCAUCCUCCUCGGGUUCGCGCUCAUCAACCGGCGGAUCACGCGCCAGCUGCAGCACAGGGACGGCGCGGGACGCCACGCGUACUCCGCCGCGCCGCGCGCCUCCCCGUCGCCCUCCCAGCCGCACUUCCCCGACCUCGCCUCGUCGCGCGCGCACACGAGCACGCGCGACCUGCAGCCGAACCGCCGCGCGACCGCCGCGAGCUACGCCUCCUCCGGCUCGCACUACGCGCCCACCGAGGCCUCGAACCCCAGCCAGUCCAGCCAGGCGCCGCUCAACCCCUCCCACCACUCGCUGCUGCCCCCGCCGGGGACGAGCCCGAUCCGGUUCAACCACAAUAUACCGAGCAUGGGCAGCCUGCGCUCGUUGCUGGGCACGAGCCGGCGGGAGAGGGCGGAUGAUGCGGAUUCGACAAGGACGGAUUUCUUGCAGGUUUAG